Messenger RNA from Phytomonas sp. EM1, 378 nucleotides. The record is from the annotation of a GenBank genome assembly. Lineage: Eukaryota; Euglenozoa; Kinetoplastea; Trypanosomatida; Trypanosomatidae.
UUAUGCAAAUUUAGGAAGUGUGGAUUUAAGCAUUGCUUGCAAAAACAUACCAAGUAAAACACAAAUAUACACGUAAACAGAUAUAGCUUAAAAUGUCGGACACUAUGCAGGCUGGACAGAAAACUCAACAGACACGAAAUGCUUACAUGCAGCUUUUCUCGGACACUUUCUCAGAUGAACUAGUCGGAAUGUAUGAGAAGGAUGGUAGCGCCGAUGCGAUGCAGCAUCUUAAGGAUUGCAUCGAAUGCGGUGUGUCGGUGUGGGGCUUUCCACUAGUUCUCCCUAACCCACUCGAAAACUAACAAAUGCUGUGGAUAAAUUUAAAAUAUUUUACACUGUACCACUCGACAUGCGAGUAAGCUAUGAAUUGUCAGAAAA